AAAAUAAAGCAUUUUAUGAUGAAGCAAUUGGAAGAAAAAAUAUUGAAAGGAAGAAAAUAUUAUGGUACAAUAAAGAAGAUAUGAAUAAAAUGUCAAGGAAAAAAUGGGGAAAUGAAGAAUGUUUUAUUAUUUUGAAAAAUGAUUGCAAUGAAAAAAAAAAAAAAACGUGUUAUCUGAAUGGAAUACAAUACGAAUAUAAUAUUAAUAAUUUAAUAGAAGAAGAAAAAAAAUAUUUGUACUUGAAGAAAGAAAAGAUAAUAUGGAAAGAAUGGUUAUUAAAAAAUUUUAAAAAUAUUGAAGAAUGUAAUAAUGAAGAUUGGUUUAAUAAUUUAAUGGAAACAUAUAAAAUAGAUGAAAUAUGUACAAUUAAUAUGAACGGAGAAAUACAUAGUAUUGGAUUGGAGAAUACUCUAAAGAGAAAUUUUUUAAAAAAUAUAAUAUGGAUUGAUAUAUUUAUGGGAGUUUUAAAUGAAUGUGAAGAAGAAGAAGGAGAAGAAGAAUUGGAACACAAACAUAAGAAUAUGUUAGAGUCAAAAGUCGAAGAUAAUGAUAAAUUAUUUUAUGAAAAAAAUGAAGAUUAUAUUAAUAAAAAGGAAAUGGAAAAUUAUAUAAAUUAUAUAAAUUAUAUAAAUGAUAUACAAGAAAAUGAAGGACAUCAAAUGGAUAUUCCAGAAUGGUUUGAUGCAUAUCAAUCUGAUGAAAUGAGUGGAAAACAGAAAAGUAUAAAAAAGAUGAACAAUGGUUUAUUAAAGAAAUUAGAAGAA
Plasmodium reichenowi is the source of this 764-nucleotide messenger RNA. The record is from the annotation of a RefSeq genome assembly. NCBI's taxonomy places the organism in Eukaryota, Apicomplexa, Aconoidasida, Haemosporida, Plasmodiidae.